AUGCUGCAUUAUUUUGGAUUUGGGGCAAACACCAAGCCUGAGGAUGGCCCAGCAGUCAAGCAAGAGCCUGUCCGUGCGUUGCCAGCGUCCUGGUACAGCGACGAGAAGUUCUAUGAACUGGAGCGGCGGGCCAUCUUCUCUCGAAGAUGGCUAUUUAUGACACAUCAGUCAAGGCUCAAGGGACCAGGGGACUGGCUGCGCUACAACGUUGCUGGAUAUGACCUGAUCAUAAUCCGAGACCGUGUUGGCAACAUCAACGCAUUCCACAACGUUUGCCGACACCGCGCAUACCCAGUAAUGGAGAAGGAAGGAUCCGGGACGGCAAUGAUUUUGGCUUGCAGAUACCAUGGCUGGUCCUACGGGUUGAACGGCAAACUUGCCAAAGCUACCGGGUUCAAUGACAUGGACAAGGCCGAGAAGGAACAGAAUGGUCUUUUCCGAAUCCACGUCAAGAUCGACACCAAUGGAUUUAUAUGGAUCAACAUGGACUCUAAUCCCGAGCCCGAGGUGCCCUGGGAGGAGCAUUUCGAUGGGGUUGACAUCCAGGAGAGAUACAAGCAGAUGAACUUCGACGACUAUGACCUGGACCACGUGUAUGAGCUGGAGGGCGAGUUCAACUGGAAGGCGCUGUCGGACAACUUCAAUGAAUGCUACCAUUGUCCGACCACACAUGCCGACGUUCCCACAUUCCUGAACCUCGACUCCUUUGACAGCAACCUCAAGGAUGGACACAUACAGCACCACUGCGAGUACACCGAGGACCAGCUCAAAAGGGGGCUGAACGCCCUGAGCACCUACUACUUCCCAAACGUUUCAAUGACCAUCUCACCGCACUUCAUGAUGAUCCAGAAGUUCCUGCCGAACGGUGCAAAGAAGUCAUCAAUGCAUUAUGAGAUCUACCGCAACAGGAACUCGUCCCAAGAGGAUUUCGAGUUCAUCAGCAAGACAUAUGCCAAGGUAAUGAGCGAGGACAAGGUGCUGUGCAAUAACGCGCAGAAGAACAUCAACACGGGCGUUUACGUCACCGGCCAGCUGCACCCGAAGCACGAGAAAGCCCCCAUCUUCAUUCAGGGUCUUGUUCGGGAGGCAGUAAAUGAGCACUUCAAACGCGAGAGGAUGGAGGGCCGGGAGAUAUGGCCGGCGAAACAGCAGCUGCCGGCGAAUGCGACGGUGUCGAUGGAGGAUGAGGAGAUAUGCCAGGGUAUUUCCUGUGGGAUGCAGAAGGAAGAGCUUCUAGCAUGCUGCACACCCGGUGGUAUCGGCCACGAACUAUGCGAGGCGUUUCGCGCUCGAGGCCUCCAUGUCAUCGCCACAGCCCGCAACCCUUCCGUGCUGGCAGGUCUGGCCGACAAGCCUGGGUUCACGUGUCUCCCGCUGGAUGUCACCAGCCAGGACAGCAUCGACAGGUGCCGAGAUGAGGUGGCGAGACUGACGGGGGGCAAGCUCGACAUCCUCGUCAACAAUGCCGGAAGGACGCACACCGUGCCGGCGACGGACCUCGACAUGGACGACGUCCGGGCGACCUUCGAGGCCAACGUCUUCGGCGUCAUGGCCAUGGUCAAGGCAUUCACUCGCCUGCUCAUACCCACCAAGGGCCUCAUCAUUAACCUGUCCUCCGUCUCCUCGAUUUCGCCAUACCCAUUCGGCUCCGCUUACUGCGCCACCAAGGGCGCGAUCAACAGCUACUCGCGCACCCUGCGCCAGGAGCUGCGCCCCUUUGGUGUCAGGGUCAUGGUCGCCCUGCCUGGCACGGUGAACACCAACAUUACGGUCCAGGCUGACCGGCAGCUGCUUCCCGACAGCCUGUACAAGCCCAUCGAGGACGUGUACAAGUGGCGCCUGACGUUCAGCAAGCGAAACCCGGGCUCGAUCCCCCCUGCCAACUAUGCCAACAAGCUAGCGGCAGAUGCGCUCAAGCCUGAGUCGCCCGUGAUGCUCCGGGGGCUGCUCGGCACCAUCGGGCUCUGCAGGCCAGAUUGGCAUUACUACGGCGGCCUGGCCAAACAGUCGUGGCUUGGGUCAUGCGUUGGGGAAUGGCUCAUGGAUACCAUCGUCUACCGCAUGUUCAAGCUUCCGUUGCUCGAAACCCUCUUGAGAAAGCAGGAGUCAGACGCCAAAAAGCUGAGAUAGAGGGGAUGCGAUUGUUGCAUCUUGGUCUGGAGUGCUUAGCAGUCGCCCUGCAGCACAGAUUAUGGCCUCACUAACACCUUCAUCAUGGACAUCUUAUCGUCUAGCAGAUUGUCCAACCGAAGGAUUUGGAAGCAGGGUUUUAUUUCAAGAUACUCCUUAGGGCCUGUCUAGAUGUGCUUCUACUGUAGUAUGUUAUCACCUGUGAGGUUGGGGGUUGUUCUCUCCAUGGAUGGUUCACAUAGCUGCCGUAGUAUGCGCACUCCCGGACCUGCGAGGCUCAGAUAGUUGCCGUGGCCUUUUGGCGGAGCCCUG
Diaporthe batatas is the source of this 2442-nucleotide messenger RNA. RefSeq lists its product as uncharacterized. Bases 1 to 2130 code for a protein of 709 amino acids. The record is from RefSeq and is a predicted model, not a curated record. Gene Ontology annotation, molecular function: 2 iron, 2 sulfur cluster binding; iron ion binding; oxidoreductase activity. The transcript is spliced from 5 exons. NCBI's taxonomy places the organism in Eukaryota, Fungi, Ascomycota, Sordariomycetes, Diaporthales, Diaporthaceae.